CGGGAAGCGCUUGCGCGGGGAGGCUCGUGGCCCCCGCCGCUCCUGCCGCUGAGUCAACCCAGACGGGAGCUCAGACGCCCUGGUCCCGGUUGUCGGGCCGGUGGUCUGCUGAGAGGUGACUUGGUCCUGUGGGCCGCCGGGUGUUGUGCUUUAGUGUAAGGUAGGAUUUUGCUAUAAAAGAAAUAGCCGCAAGGAGCCUCUUGAGGUUGUCAGUAUAGAAAGCACCGCCGCAAGCAGCAGCCAUGCCUGCAGAAGGAGGGAAGACGGAUAUGGAGAGGAUUGGCCUCUUCAGUGAGAUGGAGUAUGUUACUGUUGGUGAUAAAUAUGUGUCCUCAUUUAAUCGACCCUUUAAUGACGCUGCAAGCAAAAAUAAACAGAUGCUACCUGGGGGAUCCAAAGCAAUGUCAAAUCUCCAGGCAGGUUAUUUUGAUCCCCAUUUUGUAAGGAUAUUUGAAGGUGAAGGCUAUGUAAAUCUGAAUCAAGUGAGGAGACGGCAUAUGAUGGAAGAAGCCAAAAAAAACCUAGGCAAAGCCUUCCUCCCUAGUAAUGGAGAUAAGAAGCCGUGUGGGUUAGGAACCUACUAUGGCACAAUAGGCGGUCCGGUGCCAUUCUUCAGCACACAGUUGAAACCCAGAGACAAAUAUGAGGUACCUGGAAAGAAUUUAUACACAAACCCGGGAAAGAAAGGAACAGGAUAUGGCUAUGCAAAUAUUACCAUAGGUAAACAGUUUCCACACUCUGCUGAUUUCUACGAUGCACCCAAACUAAAUUUUAAGAAGGAGAAUGAAGAACACCGUCGUUUAGUUAAAGGAACACCUUUCAAAUCAAAUCUUUACCCAAGGGAAUAUUUUGACACGAAUCCUUAUUUGUUUGAGAAAGCUUUACCACCAAUUAAAAAAACAGAGAAGAAAGAAUUACUUGCACACCCCUUUAAGCCUUCUUCUCCUGGUAAAAAGGCUGGCGGAAUGAAGGCAGGAACAUUUGAUCCUUACCCUUCACAUUCUGCUGACCCUUAUGUGGUUAAAUUGACUUCCAGCAAAGGUGCUAAGAUUUUCUAUCCACCAAGUGGACCAAAGAGCAGACCAACUGGAAGUAUAAUGACUUUGAAUGUCAAAAGGGCACUAAAUACGAAGAACUACAAGACUGCUUCAGUACAGUCCUGUUAGCAUCUGGAAGACAAAUAGCUUUCCAGGUCCUGACUACCAGUAAUUCAUUAUCAAGUGCUAAUUAUUUGAAAAUAACAUAAGAUAUGGAACAGGUGUCUCAGGCAUUUAAGAUAUUUAAGCCUGCAACUCUAAUAUUCUUCCUUGUUUUAGUACUAUUUCUUAAUGAAUAAAUAGUAUUUGUUAAUAAUUUA
This is a messenger RNA of Leopardus geoffroyi (Geoffroy's cat), 1357 nucleotides long. It is a transcript of the gene CFAP96, whose product is annotated as chromosome B1 C4orf47 homolog. The transcript has 8 exons. The record is from RefSeq and is a predicted model, not a curated record. Gene Ontology annotation, cellular component: centrosome. Lineage: Eukaryota; Metazoa; Chordata; Mammalia; Carnivora; Felidae. The coding region runs from base 243 to 1166 and encodes 307 amino acids.